UUGCUCCGUUUUCUUGUCCGUUACGCGCUAUCCCUCCGCCUCUCCUUCUUUCUUUUCUUUCUUUUUUCCCUUCUCCAUUCCCCCCCUCCCCCUUUCUCCAGCUCCGUGUCAUUUCCUCCUUGCGCUCGCUCGCUGCCGGAGCGUCUCCAGCCGGGAGAGUAGGCGGAGCGGAGCGGUGCGGGGUGGCGUAGAGCUGGAGGGCGAUGGUGGCGGAGCUGCUGGGGGCGGAGGCAACGUAGCCCCCCUCAGAAAAGGAGCCCGGCGGUGCCUGAGCCCAGCCGAGGAUGGAGAACCGGCCUGGGUCCUUCCAGUACGUCCCUGUGCAGCUGCAAGGGGGGGCACCCUGGGGCUUCACCCUUAAGGGGGGUCUGGAACACUGCGAGCCGCUCACAGUGUCUAAGAUUGAAGAUGGAGGCAAGGCAGCUUUGUCCCAGAAGAUGAGGACUGGUGAUGAGCUGGUGAAUAUCAAUGGCACUCCAUUAUAUGGAUCCCGCCAAGAGGCCCUCAUUCUCAUAAAAGGCUCCUUCCGGAUUCUCAAGCUGAUUGUCAGGAGGAGGAACGCCCCUGUCAAUAGGCCGCACUCAUGGCAUGUGGCCAAGCUGCUGGAGAGAUGCCCUGAAGCAGCCACCACCAUGCAUUUCCCUUCUGAAGCCUUCAGCUUGUCCUGGCAUUCCGGCUGCAACACAAGUGACGUGUGUGUGCAGUGGUGUCCACUCUCCCGGCACUGCAGCACCGAGAAAAGCAGCUCCAUUGGCAGCAUGGAGAGCCUGGAGCAACAAGGCCAAGCCACCUAUGAGAGCCAUCUGUUGCCUAUUGAUCAGAACAUGUACCCUAACCAGCGUGACUCAGCAUACAGCUCCUUCUCAGCCAGCUCAAAUGCUUCUGACUGUGCCCUUUCCCUCAGGCCAGAGGAGCCCGCCUCUGCAGACUGCAUCAUGCAAGGCCCAGGGUCAUCUAAGGCUCCCAAUAGCCGGCCUAAUGUAGCUGAGACCUCAGGAGGUAGUCGGCGUGCCAGUGGGGGCCACCUGACCCCCAACUCCCAGAUGUCAACUCGUCCACAGGAGGGACACCAGUCAGGGUCUGCCAAGGCAGUCAGGGGCCCACCACAACCUCCAGUGAGGCGGGACAGCCUUCAGGCCUCCAGAGCCCAACUUCUCAAUGGAGAGCAGCGCAGGGCAUCUGAGCCUAUGGGCCCCUUGCCACAGAAAGAGAAACUGAGCUUGGAGACAGUACUACCCGCAAGGAACCCUAAUAGAUUCUGUUGCCUCAGUGGGCAUGACCCAGUAACAACUGAGGGCCAUCAGAACUGUGAGUUCAGUCAGCCUCCUGAAUCCAGCCAACAAGGCUCUGAGCAUCUACUGAUGCAGGCCUCAACCAAAGCUGUUGGAUCCCCAAAAGCCUGUGACAAAGCUUCCAGCAUGGAUUCCCACUCACUCAGUGAGGCUUCAGCAGAGCUAGCUAAGGCUUCUUUUGGCAGACCUCCACAUCUCAUAGGACCCACAGGGCAUCGCCAUAGUGCCCCUGAACAGCUGUUGGCAUCCCACCUGCAGCAUGUGCACCUUGAUACCAGGGGCAGCAAAGGGAUGGAGCUCCCACCCGGACAGGAUGGGCACCAGUGGACUCUGUCUCCUUUGCACAGCAGCCACAAAGGGAAGAAAAGUCCAUGUCCCCCUACAGGAGGAACCCAGGACCAGUCCAGCAAAGAAAGAAAGAUCAGACAAGUGGAUGACAGGCCUUUGGUUUUGAGAUACCAGAGCCAAAGCAGUCCUCCCCAUGGAGAGGUUGAUGGACACCCCUCAGAAAGAGGUUUCCUGGACCUAAACAGAACAAGCAGAGCAGGCAGUGAAUUGGCCAACCAGCAAUCCUCUGCCUCUGGCUCUCUUGUUCAACAAUCCAGGGACUGUUCUUCAACCACUAAAGUAGCUGGUGGCACAGAGGCAACCGAAGAAGGAGACAGUGAGCCCAGGGAGUGUAGCCGGAUGGGUGGCAGGCGAAGCGGAGGGACCCGGGGCCGCUCAAUCCAAAACCGGCGGAAGAGUGAACGUUUUGCUACCAAUCUGCGUAAUGAAAUUCAGAGGAGAAAGGCCCAGCUCCAGAAAAGCAAGGGUCCCUUGUCACAGCUGUGUGACACUAAGGAGCCAGUGGAAGAGACCCAGGAGCCCCUAGAAAGUCCUCCACUCCCUGCCUCUAACUCAUCGCUUCUAUCUUCAUGCAAAAAAACCCCCAGCCCCAGAGACAAGCUCUUCAACAAAAGCAUGAUGCUCAGAGCCAGGUCUUCAGAGUGCCUCAGCCAAGCCCCUGAGAGCCAUGAAUCUAGGACAGGCUUAGAGGGACGAAUAAGCCCUGGCCAGAGGCCUGGCCAGUCCUCUUUGGGCCUGAACACCUGGUGGAAAGCAUCUGACCCAUCCUCCUCAGACCCUGAGAAAGCACAUGCUCACUGUGGAGUUCGUGGAGGUCAUUGGAGAUGGUCUCCAGAGCUUAAUUCACAUCCACAUGUGGCAGUAGCCAUGGAAGGCCCUUCCAACCCAGGUGACAACAAGGAAUUGAAGGCUUCUACUGCUCAAGCUGGGACAGAAGCCAUCCUCUUGCCUUUUGCAGACAGAAGAAAGUUCUUUGAAGAGAGUAGCAAAUCCUUAUCUACAUCUCAUUUGCCAGGUUUAACCACUCAUAGCAACAAGACUUUUACCCAGAGACCAAAACCAAUAGACCAAAACUUCCAGCCAAUGAGCUCCAGCUAUAGGGAAUUGAGGCACCAUCCCAUGGACCAAUCAUAUCAUUCCACAGACCAAGCAUAUCAUGCCACAGACCAAUCAUAUCAUUCCAUGUCACCCCUUCAGUCAGAAACUCCUUCUUACUCAGAAUGUUUUGCAAGCAAAGGUCUAGAAAAUUCCAUGUGUUGUAAGCCACUACACUGUGGUGAUUUUGACUACCACAGGACCUGCUCUUACCCCUGCAGUGUUCAGGGAGCUGUAGUCCGUGAUCCUUGCAUUUAUUGUUCUGGGGAAAUCUGCCCUGCCUUGCUAAAGAGAAAUAUGAUGCCAAAUUGCUACAACUGCCGGUGCCACCACCACCAAUGCUUUCGGUGUCCAGUUUGCUACCAUAAUCCUCAGCACAGUACCCUCGAGGACAGCAGCUUGGCACCUGGCAACACUUGGAAACCCAGGAAGCCGACAGUGCAGGAAUUUCCUGGGGACAAAUGGAAACCAAUAACAGGAAACAGGAAGACCAGCCAGUCAGGGAGGGAGACGGCUCAUUCCAAAACUAGCUUUUCGUGGGCAACCCCUUCCCAUCCUUGCCUUGAGAACCCAUCGCUGGACUUGUCAAGCUACCGGGCAAUUUCUUCUCUCGACCUCCUUGGAGACUUCAAACAUGCUUUGAAAACAUCAGAGGAAACUUCAGUAUAUGAGGAGGGGAGCUCCCUUGCCUCCAUGCCCCACCCAUUGCGCAGCCGUGCCUUCUCAGAGAGUCACAUCAGCUUGGAGCCCCAAAGCACCCGGACCUGGGGGCAGCAUAGGAGGGAGCUCUUUAGCAAAGGUGAUGAGACCCAGCCGGAUCUUCUUGGAGCCAGGAAGAAGGCCUUUCCUCCUCCUCGCCCUCCUCCUCCCAACUGGGAAAAGUACAGGCUCUUUCGUGCAGCCCAGCAGCAGAAGCAGCAACAGCAGCAGCCACAGCAGCAGCAGAAACAACAAGAGGAGGAGGAGGAGGAGGAAGAAGAAGAAGAGGAGGAGGAGGAGGAGAGAGAAGAGGAGGAAGAGGAGCUGCCACCCCAGUAUUUCAGUUCAGAAACCUCUGGCUCCUGUGCUGUCAAUCCUGAGGAGGUCCUGGAGCAGCCGCAACCCCUAAGCCUUGGCCACAUGGAGGGCUUAAGACAGGGUUCACAAAGUGUCCAAGCAGAGCAAGAAUCCUUUGCACACCAUUCCAGUGAUUUCCUGCCUCCAAUAAGGGGGUACUUGGGAUCUCAACCUGAGCAGGCUCAGCCCCCUUGCUACUAUGGCAUUGGUGGGCUUUGGAGGACAUCAGAACAGGAAGCCACCGAAUCCCCCAAACAAGAGUUUCAGCACUUUUCGCCUCCUCCAGGGGCCCCAGGAAUCCCUACCUCUUACUCAGCUUAUUACAAUAUUUCUGUGGCCAAGGCAGAGCUGCUGAACAAACUGAAAGAUCAACCCGAGAUGGCAGAGAUUGGCUUAGGAGAUGAGGAAGUUGACCAUGAACUGGCUCAAAAAAAGGUACAGCUUAUUGAAAGCAUCAGCAGAAAACUUUCUGUCUUGCGGGAGGCCCAGCGAGGGCUGCUAGAGGACAUCAAUGCCAAUUCUGCCCUUGGGGAGGAGGUGGAGGCCAACUUAAAAGCCGUCUGCAAAUCCAAUGAAUUUGAAAAAUACCGCUUGUUUGUUGGGGACCUGGACAAAGUGGUCAACCUGUUGCUGUCACUCUCUGGACGACUGGCCCGGGUAGAGAAUGCUCUCAAUAGCAUCGAUUCAGAGGCCAACCAGGAGAAGUUGGUGCUGAUAGAGAAGAAGCAGCAGCUGACGGGGCAGUUGGCAGAUGCCAAGGAGCUGAAGGAGCACGUGGACCGCCGGGAGAAGUUGGUGUUUGGCAUGGUCUCCCGCUACCUGCUUCAGGACCAGCUCCAAGAUUACCAGCACUUUGUCAAGAUGAAAUCUGCUCUCAUCAUUGAACAGCGAGAGCUGGAGGAGAAGAUCAAGCUUGGGGAAGAGCAGCUCAAAUGUCUCAGGGAGAGUCUACUCCUGGGGCCCAGCAAUUUCUAAUUCUGCCAGCAGUCUGCCACAGCAUCCCUGCCCAGCCACAGUGGGAAGUGCUUUCAAUCUUCUUUGUUAGCAGUUUCUCAGCAAAUAGAUAGCAAUUAGCAGUUUGUUCCAGCCCUCUACCCUGGAUGUCUCUCACUGCUCCUUCCUUAACAGUGGUCCUAACCAGCUAGGAGACCUUGGGGAAGCCACAGGCUUCUACCCAAGGGAGCUGCAGCAAGGUGUGAUCUUACAACCACACUCUCCUUCCCACAGUUGCCAAGGGCAAGUACUUGCUGCACAGAGAGCCAACUAAGUGCCUUCAUUCUGCUUUGUACUAGGACACCAAAGACAUCAAGUGCUCAUCACCCACCCGUAUCAUCAACAGCCUCUAAAGGCUCAGAGGGAAGCUUCCUUGCAGUUCUACUCUGCCCCAGGGCUUGUGGCCCAGCCAUUUCUCACAGAGAGCUGGCCGCCUUGAGGGCAUUCACCUGGCACCAGUUUCACGGCCUCAUCCACGCUUUGCAGGGAAAAGCACAGAAGGAGGAAUUAUACUGAACGAAAUGCAAGCAAACGUUGAGUAUUCCCAGGUGACCCUUAGGAAGGAACCAGGUUUAAAUCCACUCUACCCUCACCUUUCCCAGCAGCAAGUUCAGGGGAAGAGUCCUACUCUUAGCCCUGGCUAGUGUGACCCUCUUCCUGUCCUAAGACUUUGGUCCUACCACCUCUUGUUUCAUCUUUCCUUUUCAUUGCUGUGGGUUACCCCAGGUGCCUACCCCAGGGCUUCACCAUAUGGGCCAUUAAUAGCUCUACUAAAGCUGACUUUUAGAUAUAGGUUUCAUUAUUGGGGGAGGUGGUUCUUAUUGUUAUAUUUUAAAUGGCAUUUUGAUUUUAUUUAUUUUUAUGUUUUGAUUAUUUUUUUCUUUUUAAACUAGUAAGGUGAGAAGAGGGAAGUUGGAGAGGGAAAAGUUAGCCCAGAAGGAAAGCAUUUUCUGCAGAUCAGCCUGAAUCCACCAUGGCUAGGUAAGCAGGUACCAAUAUUGUUCCCACCAUAGCUAUCAAUGUCUAGGAAUGAGUUCUCCCCUUGAACUUGGAGCCUUCCUACUGUGGCCUGGCCCCGUGCUUCCCUGAAGCCUAAGUGACUGUGAGUUUAGCAUUCCCCAGCAGGGUUCAAGUUUUUCUUACUGAGUUCUCUUUGAAACCAAAGAAAUCUCCUGAAACAGAGAAAGGUUCAGCCAUUUCUCUACCAUCUCCAAGCUAUGGGAUGAGUAGAGGUGACCUGAGGAGGAACUCCUCUAACUAUUGCUUUCUCAGCCUGUGGCCUGGCUAAGGGGAACCAAAACUAAGGUAGCUGGGCGCUCCAGCCAAAGCCAGCUCCCCAGAGCAACUGAUGACCCAGCCAGGAUCUUAGGCAUGCAAACAACUAAAACUGCUGCUGUUGCCAAGGCCCUGACACCAGUAGCUAGUUUCUAUGCUGGAAAGGUAGCCCUCAGGUGGACGAUGGGAAAAAGGGGGUUAUGGUCCAAUGCUGCCCUGUUAUCCAGCUCAGCUGUUUCUCACUAACUGGGGUCAGUGCUUGGUAUCAUGCAACCCAGACAAGGCCUGGCAUCUCUGCUAGUUACUGCUGAGUUCCUCAGGGUCCUUGAAGGUCAACUGUAGCAGCCGGGAUGUCUCCUUCAGCCAAAGAAUUUGCCAAGGAAGUUUUGCUGCUGUUACAAAUACUUUUCACUAGCUUCCAUUUCCUCUUCAUUGUAUUUGAAAACAAUGGGAGAAUCUUGGCCAGCAGGGUGUCCUGGGGUGGGGGGUGCGGUAAGCCUUUCUGUGGAGCCCUGGGUUUACUCUUAGUACUGCUGCUGGAAACACUGUUAGAAUGGCAACCCUGCCAUUUCCCCUCCAGUGGAAGAUUCUACUUUAUUCAGGAAGGCUGGUGGCUUGCAAGGUCUAGGAUUACACAAGCCAGCAAAGAUUGAGAAGGUAGGGGAAUGCUUUGAAUGGAGGCCAUAGUUGUUAUCUUUUCUUCUGAGCAGGCUCUAGGACAAACAAUGAGCAAAUUGAGGUGUCCUGUGUUGGCAGGAUGAGGCUGAUAUGUUCCAUCAUUCUCAGAUUUGUUGAUUAGAACAACUUUUUGGUAAUAUGGGCCUAUGGAAAGGAAUGAUCACUUCCUUGGACACUAUGGCCAUAGUCUUGAGUUUUUCUAGUCAGCAUGUGAUUGGUUGUAUCUUAAGUUUAUGAUGCCAAAAAUACUACUGACUCUUUUAUUUUUGUUCUUCAUCCCAUCUCAAAUUAGUUUCUAGAGUUGGAAUCAGAUCACAAAGAUGUUCAUUUUCGCAUGCAGGGAAAGUUGCCAAAGCACUUAAAAAUAACCCCAAAACUAUACCUAACAGUGAAGCUUGGUAGAUAAAGGUGACCUGCUAAACAGACACUGGCGUGCCACACUCCUGCCAGGGCAGACUCAUUGUGUGUGAUAGUGCUGCAAAGCUGCCAGUAUUACUUGAGAUGUAGUGUCUCUCCCCUGUUCUCAGUUCUUGGGCUCAGCCUUCCUCCAAGCCCUGCCAGUGAGUAGCAGUUUGGAAGGCAGGCCAAAGGAGAUCCCCCAAGACAGUUAUUGGUCUUGACUUCUGCUCUCUCCCUUCAAGUAUUUAUACAGGCCCUCAUGGGUAAUAGGCAAGCAUGAUGAUUGAUAGAGAAGUCAGUGCAUGAGUUACUAUCACAUGUCCCCCCACUUCCCUGGCCACCUGCAAGGGCUCUGGAUAAUUGAGUCUCCCUGAGUUCCACAGCUGGAGGCUCAGCCAGGAUAUAGCCAUAAAUGCCCAAGUAGAAUCCGACAGAAUAAGACAGAGAUGCUGAAAAUAAAGUCCUAGAAAGGAAGAAAUUGGAAGCAGAGAAAAGGAGAGAGGGUGAAAAGAUGAAAAGCCUCUUUCAAGGUUAGGUUCAGGUUCUGUUUUCUAUUUAAACUCAUGUGCCAAAAAGCUGCCCAGGCACACCAGAGCCACAUUCUGAACCCAAGUCUCCCUGAAGGUGCUGCUCUGCCAGUAGCAGGCCCCAGAUGGAAGAAGCUGGUCCCAUUUCUGGCCACUUCCACCCAUUUGGAGCUUGGUGACUCCCACUGUCUUUGCCAGAGGAGUUGUCUAUGCCAAUAAUAUUUCUGCAACAGCAUAUUAUAUUAUUUGAAGAUUAGUAGAUCUUUUAGAGGGGAGUGGGGCAGGGGGCAGUUUCUAUAGAUAAAGAACCAAUGUUGGUUGUACCAGCUGUUGGGGGUCAUGUAUCCCAUGUGAAGCUAUUCUUUUUCCAAAUCUUAUUGUUUCUGCAUUUGUGUCCUCCACCACUCCCUUCUUGGCUGACAUAGAUAUGCCUGCCAGAUUGUCAUCAAGGGUCAUAUUUCAAUAAAAGGUGCUAAGGACAA
Cebus imitator (Panamanian white-faced capuchin) is the source of this 8145-nucleotide messenger RNA. It is a transcript of the gene SHROOM4, whose product is annotated as shroom family member 4. Gene Ontology annotation, molecular function: actin filament binding. The coding region runs from base 285 to 4766 and encodes 1493 amino acids. Gene Ontology annotation, biological process: actin filament organization. Lineage: Eukaryota; Metazoa; Chordata; Mammalia; Primates; Cebidae. The transcript is spliced from 9 exons. The record is from RefSeq and is a predicted model, not a curated record. Gene Ontology annotation, cellular component: apical plasma membrane; adherens junction; apical junction complex.